CUGAUUCACUCCUUAAGAUCAUACAUAUAUAAAGCCUUAAGAAGUUAUACAUAGCAUCAGUAAAAUCCUAACCAUGCUGCGACGAGCUUACUCCCGCUUCAUCUUCGAGACAAUUGGCGAUUCACGCGUCUUCCACCAUCAACGAUUUAUCAACGAUUUACAAACGGAUUGUCCCACCUGUAAGAGUUGUGUGGAGACCAGAGAGCCCUACAGCCAGCACUGGAAUAAUGACUAUGGUGCCGGAACGAGCCACCAAAUCAAAAUGAGUCCCGUCGAGAGACUGCUUUUGAAGCGAAUCGAGACGGAGCGAAUAGAAGCGUUUAUGCUAUGCAAUGGGAGCGUCUCUGGCAGAACAAAUGACUUCCUAUUAGAGGCUGGAAUGGAGGCAGUGCCCCAACUGCUGCGAUUUCUUAGCUUUGGGGCCGCCAAGUUGGAGGUGACCAUUGGAUUUUAUGUGAACGUGAAAAAGGAGAGAAUGUAUUACGAGAGUACUGCGAUGAGCGUCGAACACCACCUAGACAUCGUGGAAUCUGUUGAUAUGCUCUUUUCCAUGUUGCUGGAGAAGAUAAGCAAUUAUGUAUUGCUGCAGCAGCGCGUUCCCCUGGAGGCUUGCGUCAUUAAACGAAUGAAAGUCACGGUGAAACGUCAUGUUAGUCCUAUAUCGGUCCAGUGGCGAUCCACCGCUAGGCUGCCUCUCCAGUAUCGUGUAAAGAACUCUGAUAUUGGAACCGAUAAUCGGGCACACAUAGAUACAGCCCUAGCCCAGAUCUGUCAGAGUCCCAGUCAUAAAUUCAAUGUUGGGCUCUUGCCGGAUGCUUUGCAAGCGAAUUUUUAUUGCUUCCGCGUCUGUACCAGCACCAAAGAACUCUACGCAGUUCCUUAUAUACUCCGCAAUGAUGAUGUCGACAACACACCUACAUUCCUCAUACACUCCGAUAUAGCGGGUAAUUUCCAGGGCCUACAGGCAAUCAGGAAUGUACGCAAGUUCCUUCGUGCUGAUGGACAGGAUCGAGUGUUCGAAUGCCGAAAAUGCAAGUCGCGUUUCGGCGAUCGCGUUCAGUUCGCAUUGCAUAAACGAAUCGAUUGUGGACGUGGCUUCAUGGUGUGGCACAUUGAAGAAGACGCCAUAGAACUGCACCACAAUUGCUUGCCGCUACCGAAAGCCUACUUCAAGCACGACUGGUUUGGUUUGGGCACCAAGAAAACUGAAAAAUCACAUUGACAACAUGGACUACGACAAAGUUGGAAUAUACAAUUGAGCAACCAGCAGUAGCACGUGCAUGUCCUUAAAGAGGAUUUACAGCCAUUGAAUUAUCGCUUUU
Molecule: messenger RNA, 1322 nt
Organism: Drosophila subobscura
Lineage: Eukaryota; Metazoa; Arthropoda; Insecta; Diptera; Drosophilidae
Product: protein terminus
Exons: 1
Coding region: 74-1222 (382 amino acids)
Source: RefSeq, a predicted model, not a curated record